Messenger RNA from Sclerotinia sclerotiorum 1980 UF-70, 207 nucleotides. RefSeq lists its product with no specific name. Bases 1 to 207 code for a protein of 68 amino acids. The record is from RefSeq and is a predicted model, not a curated record. NCBI's taxonomy places the organism in Eukaryota, Fungi, Ascomycota, Leotiomycetes, Helotiales, Sclerotiniaceae. The transcript has a single exon.
AUGUUCGAAGGGCUUGAGGUUAGGACGGGGAUGGAUAGUUGGAAGUGGUGGAGAGAGGUGGUGGAGAGAGGUGGUGGAGAGAGGUGGUGGAGAGAGGUGGUGGAGAGAGGUGGCGGAGAGAGGUGGUGGAGAGAGGUGGUGGAGAGAGGUGGUGGAGAGAGGUGGUGGAGAGAGGUGGUGGAGAGAGGUGGUGGAGAGAGGUGGUAG